AUGAAAUUUCCAAUAGAAAACCCGAGGAAACAAGUUAACUGGGACCCAGAACAAGUGGCGGUCCAGACCAACCUGGUCCCCCCUAAAAAGGCCCAGCCGGGGAUGGUGAAGUCUACUCUAGUCCAGGCUAGUGUGGCCACCAUGCAGAACCCGAUGGGCUGCGACCCAAAGGUCAAUGGUCACUGCCCGCUGCCUCGCCUGUCCAUCUCCUCCCGGUCUGCCAGCGUGGUGGCCAGCAUGGACGCCAGCUGGGAUGGCUCGAAUGCUGUGCUGCACUCGGUAAUGAAGUGGAAGACCGUGCUUGCCGUGUUCAUCGUGGUUGUUCUCUACCUGGUUUGUGGAGGACUGGCCUUCAGGGCUCUGGAACAGCCAUUUGAGAGCAACCAGAAGACCAGCAUCACUCUGGAGAAGGCCUCGUUCCUGGAAAGACACCCGUGUGUCACGACGAGCGAGCUGGAUGCCAUCAUCAAGCAUGCCAUAGACGCUGUGAGUGCAGGAGUGAGGCCUAUCGGAGACACAUCGUACAACUCAAGCUACUGGGACCUGGGCAGUGCCUUUUUCUUUGCUGGAACUGUCAUUACAACCAUAGGUUAUGGAAACAUAGCUCCAAGCACGGAAGGCGGAAAAAUCUUUUGCAUCCUUUAUGCCAUAUUUGGCAUCCCUCUCUUUGGCUUUUUGUUGGCGGGGAUCGGAGACCAGCUGGGGACCAUCUUUGUGAAAAGCAUCUUGAGAGUUGAGAAGAUAUUCAGGCAAAAACACAGACAGAUCAGCCAGACAAAGAUAAGAGUGACGUCCGCCAUCCUGUUCAUCCUGGCCGGCUGCAUCGUCUUCGUCACCAUCCCUGCUGUCAUCUUCAAACACAUCGAGGGCUGGACCACGCUGGAGGCGAUCUACUUUGUUGUGAUCACUCUCACUACCGUGGGAAUAGGAGACUAUGUGGCAGGUGGAAACCGUGGGAUCGAAUAUAUGAAGUGGUACAAGCCUCUGGUGUGGUUCUGGAUCCUUGUAGGUUUAGCGUACUUUGCGGCCGUCCUCAGCAUGAUUGGAGACUGGCUCCGAGUGCUGUCCAAAAAGACCAAAGAAGAGGUUGGGGAGUUCAAAGCUCAUGCAGCUGAGUGGAAGGCAAACGUACGAGCGGAGUUCCGUGAAACGCGGCGACGCCUGAGUGUCGAGAUCCAUGACAAGCUCCAGAGGGCCGCCACCAUCCGCAGCAUGGAGCGCCGUCAGCUGGGCCUGGAGCAGCGAGCUCACUCCCUCGACAUGCUGUCACCAGAGAAACGGGCCAUGUUCGCCAGUCUGGAUGCCGGCCGGUUCAAGACUUCCUCCCAGGAGAGCAUCGACACCAAACUGAACAACCUGAGGCUGAAGGGGGCCUGUGAGUCGUACGAGCAUCAGGGUAGCGAGCAAACUCCACAGACAGCGUCUUCCUCGGAGGAGAAUCUCUUCAACCCUCGCUUCGGCUCCCUCACCAAGAUGGCCAGACGCAACAAGAACCGUGAACUGCGGAGGAACAUUCCUGAAGAUGUCCGGCGGGCGAGUGUAAGCAUAAACAAUGGCAGCGCCAUGCUGGGUGAGGAGAGGACGGAGGAAGAAGAAGAAGAUGGAGAACCCGAUGAGGAAAACAGGGAAAGGAAAGAGGGGAACACCAGUAUGACCAACCUGUCGCAGUAUGUGAUGGAUCGCACCAAGUUAAAUGGGUUCAUACCAGCACGGGACAAAGACAAAGAGAACGAUUAG
Messenger RNA from Stegastes partitus (bicolor damselfish), 1737 nucleotides. It is a transcript of the gene kcnk10b, whose product is annotated as potassium channel, subfamily K, member 10b. Gene Ontology annotation, molecular function: outward rectifier potassium channel activity; potassium ion leak channel activity. Gene Ontology annotation, cellular component: plasma membrane. The coding region runs from base 1 to 1737 and encodes 578 amino acids. Gene Ontology annotation, biological process: potassium ion transmembrane transport; stabilization of membrane potential. The record is from RefSeq and is a predicted model, not a curated record. The transcript is spliced from 7 exons. Lineage: Eukaryota; Metazoa; Chordata; Actinopteri; Pomacentridae.